AAUAAAAUAAUAUGUAUAUACAAACUCAAAAAUGGAAUAGGAAGAAUAUUUACUCUCAUUUCUCAUAAAUAAAACUGGCAAAACCCACCCACCUCGUCAUUCCAGAAGCAAAUCCAAACUUUGACUCCAUCUUUCAACAGAAGUGGCCUAGUAAGCUCAAGCUUGCGGAAAAAAAAAAAAGCAGCAUAAGCAAAUCAGAUGACCCUGGUCUUCAAUCUUGCUCCAAACCAAGGCUUCAUUGACAUUGUCGCUUCUCUUUCUUCUUCAUGAUCAACUGACUCGAAAGAAUCGAUCAAGUGCACACCAGUCAAACUGUGCAUCUUGGUGGAGGUAGUCGUGCAGCUGCUGGUUGAAGAUGAACAAUAGCGCAGGCAUUUCAAUACCAGGAGGAGGGGGAGGAGGAGGAUCAACUGUGUCACCAAGUUCAUGGGUAUCACCAACAUCAGUCUCAACAUCUGGAAAGAGAAUUCAAAGGGAAAUGGAGGAACUUAACAAUGAUCCACCUCCUGAUUGCUCAGCUGGCCCCAAGGGUGACAAUCUUUACCACUGGGUCUCCACCAUUAUUGGCCCCCCAGGAACACCAUACCAAGGUGGUAUAUUUUUUCUUGACAUAACAUUUCCAAGUGGUUAUCCAUUCAAGCCUCCAAAGGUAGUGUUCAAAACUCGUAUAUAUCAUUGUAACGUUGAUUCUGCUGGCAACCUUAGUUUGGACAUAUUGAAGGAUGGUUGGAGUCCUGCUCUUACAAUUAAUAAAGUGCUACUUGCAAUCAGAUCAAUGUUUACUCAUCCUGACCCUUAUAAUCCUCUUGUCUCUAGCAUCGCCCACUUGUACUUGGCAGACACAGCAAAACAUGAUGAACUAGCUGCAGAGUGGACAAUGCGAUUUGCCAAGUGAAUCUGGCGAAACCUUCUCUUCAACUCUACCAUACUGAAGCAUUUGUAAAUUUUUUUAUAUAAGACUGAACAUUUGGUUAUGGCCAAAUAGAUGUCACUAUGUGCGCCUUGAUCUGAAAAACAAGAUUUUAACUA
Molecule: messenger RNA, 1029 nt
Organism: Hevea brasiliensis (rubber tree)
Lineage: Eukaryota; Viridiplantae; Streptophyta; Magnoliopsida; Malpighiales; Euphorbiaceae
Product: constitutive photomorphogenesis protein 10
Exons: 5
Coding region: 356-895 (179 amino acids)
Biological process (GO): protein polyubiquitination
Cellular component (GO): nucleus
Molecular function (GO): ubiquitin conjugating enzyme activity
Source: RefSeq, a predicted model, not a curated record